UGUAGUUUUGUUCGUAUUAAGAGGAUUUCUCAAGAUUUAUCAGUACCAAUAAGAUUAAUACAUAGUGUAGACAAUGAAUUAUUGUCUCUAACCUCUGUUGUUCGUACAAAACUUUUGUUGUAACUUGAAAAAUGAAGCCUCUUAUAGAUUUUGAUGAAUGUCUCAGAGACUCCCCAAAAUUUAGGGAACAGCUGGAAACCGAAGAGGCUAGUAUCGAGGCAUUGGAACAAAAGCUCGAUAAAGUUCUAAAGAUUUGUUCUGUUAUGAUUGAAACAGGCAAAACAUAUAUGAGUCAGAGAAGCACAUUUACAAACGCACUAUGGGACCUCACAAGCACCUUCUCAGAGGAUGCAACAGUCCAAGCAGCCCUCAACCGCAUGAUACAUGCUCUACAAGAGAUGACCAAGUUUCAUUCAAUAUUACUGGAUCAGGCAUCGCGAACCAUACUCAAGAAUCUUAGUGCUUUCAUUAAAGUUGAUAUUAAGGGUGUUAAGGAAAGUAAACAUCACUUUGAUAAAAUCUCAAAUGAUCUGGAUUUAGCUUUAAAUAGAAAUUCACAGGUGUCUCGACAUAAACCAAGUGAUGUGGAGGAAGUGGUGAAUCUCUUACUGGCAACUCGCUCUUGCUUUCGUCAUACAGCCUUAGAUCAUGUGCAGAAGAUUACUAUGUUGCAGGCUCGGAAGAGACAUGAAAUACUAGCCACUUUCCUGUCGUAUUUGCAAGCGUGUUGCACCUACCACCACCAAGGUGCUGAUCUCUCUGAAGACUUGGAACCUUUUCUUAAGCUAACAGCUGACGAGGUUGCAACAAUGCGUAACGAUACGAAAAUACUAGACAAGGAGAUGGAAAAUCGACACACAAUAGUUAAUAGCAAAGACACAGUAUUGCCGAGUUGUAAAUCAGUUCCCACUGAACGGGAUAGCAAGGAUGGACUUUUAAGUACGCCAUCUUUGAAAAACUUACCAAGGAUGCAGGGUUAUCUGUUUAAGAGGACUUCGAAUGCGUUCAAAACGUGGAAUCGACGAUGGUUUUAUUUGUACGAUAAUCGCCUCGUAUACAGGAAACGGUCGGGCGAACUUAACGUGACGGUGAUGGAGGAGGACCUGAGACUUUGUACGGUGAAGCCGGUGCUCGACGGCGAGAGACGGUUCUGUUUCGAAGUUCUGUCGCCUUCCAAAAGCCACAUGCUCCAAGCGGACUCGGAGGAGAUGCUCACGUCAUGGAUCUCGGCGCUGCAGAACGGCAUCCGCUCCGCCAUCCAGCAGGGGCAGAGCCGCGACAACCCCGACUCGCAGAUGGUGCUGGUACCAGACCACCGCACCACCACGCCCGCCAUGAAGAAGAUCAGGAUAUGGGAACAAUUGCUUAGUAUACCUGGUAAUAAUUACUGUUGCGACUGCGGCAGUCCCAACCCGCGCUGGGCCAGUAUUAAUCUCGGAAUAACUUUAUGUAUAGAAUGUUCAGGCAUCCAUCGUUCACUCGGUGUGCACGUUAGUAAAGUAAGAUCACUCACUCUAGACGAUUGGGAACCAGAUAUUAUUAAGGUUAUGGCAGAGCUAGGCAACAACAUUGUUAAUUUAAUAUAUGAAGCCAAUACAGAAGGGACCACUAUCACUAGAGCCACCCCAGACUGCGAGACUUCCGUCCGGGAAGCAUGGAUUCGAGCAAAAUAUGUGAAACUUGAAUUCGUGAAAAAUAUAGUGAACACGACGAUGUCAGACUCCAUACAAGAAUCACCUUUGCGAAAUGGCAGGCGGUGGUCCGUGCGGAGAGCGAGGCGGAGAGUACGCGCUCCGCCUGUCGUGCCCGAAACUAUACAAGACGAGAAAAGUGAUGCCAACAGCAAUACCAGUGUGUCGGAGAGCUCGAGCAAGUCCGACGGCAGCCCCGUGCUGCUCAUCGGCACGGAGCUGGCUGCCGAGCGCGCGCUGGACCUCGCACUGCCCUCCGACCACGACUCCACGGAGGGCGAGGACGACGACAUCGGCGCGGAGGACAUGUCGGCGCUGUCGGCGGACGCGGUGCUGUCGCGCGCGGCGCGGGCGCACAACGUGUGCGUGAUGCGCGCGGCGCUGGCGGCCGGCGCCGACCCCGCGCACGCGCACGCGCGCCUGCGCACGCCGCUGCACGCCGCCGUGCUCAGCGGUUCUGUGAUGGCUUGCUCGUUUCUACUCCUCAAUGGGAGCAAACUUAAUGCACAAGACGAAGACGGCAUGACUCCUUUACAUCUCGCAACCGAAGCCGGUCAUACUGGACAGGUGUGCCUGCUGCUGCGGUACCGCGCCGACCAGUCGCUGGCGGACGGCGCGGGGCGCACGCCGCUCGACAUCGCCGUGUCGCACGCCAACGCCGACAUCGUCACGCUUUUAAGAUUGACAAAACUGAAUGAAGAGAUGCGGGAAAGUGAGAUGUCGUCCAACGACGACACGUACAACGAGGUGUUCCGCGACUACACGCAGCUCGCGCACUCGCACCCCGAGCGGCUCGUGCGCGCUAAGCACAAUAAUAACGACGGUGAACAAGUGAAUUGUGAAUGACGAAUAGAGAAGAAGCUACGACGACUCCAUCUGUGGUGGCGAACUGAAUGAAGUCUUUGAUGCACUACACCUUGAACGAUUGUAACAAUCCGAAUGGCUUAUUUUUUAAAUUUUAAACAAAAACAAGCCAAUUCUUUAUAUACAUAAAUAACAGGUGGUGUAAUUACAUUGCAGUAAGUCGAUUAUUCUUAUAAAUCGUAACAAUAUCAAAAUCAUACCGAUUUUAAUGUAAUGUGACACAAUAUUGCUUAUACUAUGAAAUUUGGCAUAUGUUUAUCAAUAUUUGUGUAUAUUAAAGUAUGAAUGAAAACGAUAAUAACGAAUUACUUUAGUAUUUUUUGAAAUAUAUUAUAUAACGGAUUGUAUUUGAUAAAAAAUUCUCAUUAAUAUACUUUAAGUAUAUAUUAAAUUUAUUUUUUUUGGUAUUAAAUAAUGACAGUGAUCUCUUAAAGAAAUCGAGGCUUAAAAAUAUCAUGAAGAAAAUAUAGCUGCCAAAUUCCUAAUGUAAAGACUUAUUCACCAUAUCUUCCGGAAAAAAUAUAAAUAACAAUAAUAAUAGUUAUAUUUAAUGCCAUAUAAGUGGUUAUGUGAUGUGCUUUUUAUAUAUUAAACCAAAGAUUUGUUUAUAUAUGAAUACAAUCUUAGCGUUGUAAGAAUGCUUCAAGGGCAGGGGACAGUUACACUAAACCAUUAAAUAUACCGCUUGCCAAUAAAGAAAAGAUUUUAAAAAUAGCGGAAAGUACAUAUACAGUACGGAUAGCAAAAAAAAAUUACUUACUAAUAAUAUUUUUGACAUAAAUUUGUGCUUUCUUUGGAGUUGUUAAAUCAGAUUUUGUAUGUAAAUAAAAUGAAUUAAUCAUAUUGCAAUGUGUAUUACAAAUUUUCUUUAAAAAAGUAAGGGGUAACAUGAGAAAAGCCGCCAUUUAUAAAUCUUUUCAUUAUUAUAAUAAACAAAUAAUCAAUAUAUACAUACAUAUAUAAUGAUUGGUAUAAUAUAAUUGUCGUGUGAAAAUCUCUUUGAAGUGUUAUGAAAGUACAAUAAAUCGCAUUAAGUGUUCGUGAUUAUACGAAACAAUAAUUGUUGUUAGCGGAUCCAUUUUAUCGGACAGUUUGUCAUGAUUUUGUUAAUAUUUUUCCAUUACAUUUACUUAUAAUGAGACUGUACUUAUUGUAGAUAUCUAAGUUUUUUUUCUUCAUCAAUGUUUUAAUGCAUUCCAAGAUUCGCAAUUAAUUUUUUUUAUUUACAAAAAUUAUUAGAACCUCCUUGAUUAUAAGAUUUUUUUAUAUGCUUAAAAAUCGCGUUCCUCUUUCCUCAAUUUCAUUCAAAUUGUGUUUAAACAUUCCUGUUUACUUCCGUUAGUCGAUCCUUAAUCCAUUCCAAUUUAAUUAACAACGAAAAAGAAGUAAAAUAUUGAAUCUCAUUUUAUAGUAGCGAGUUAUUUUUAAUUUAUUUUUUUAAAUUGUUGUAAAUAAAAGCAUUCGCCACAAUACUACACUUGCCAAUUGUAAAAAAAAAUAUGCCAUUUUGUAUUUUUGAAACAUCUAUUUUAUUUCUUCAUCAUUUAUUAAUCAAAAACCGUAUCGGUUUACGCUUAGUUUUAUAUCAGUUUUAUAAUAAAUCAUCUGUAGGGCAUUAUAAGUAUAUUCUAGUUUUUUUUUUAAAUGAAUGUACGGUUGGAUCAAUUGGAUGAACGAAAAUCUUUAUCGGUUCGCCAACAAUUAAAAGGUUUUUUUUUAAAGAUUCAUUUCAUUGAAUGACUUGAAUGAAAUUUUUAUCCAUUCACCAUCAAUCAAGUAUAUAUCUUUUUUUUUUUUAAAAAAAAAACGUAGUCACUGACAUAAACUAAUCGUUAACCGGUACUCAAAAAAAAGUAAUAAAUCGAAUAAUAAUUAAAGGGUCCUUUCGAUGAAUUUACUAUUUAGAUGUUAACCAUAACAUAUUAUGUGAUGUUAGAAAUUUUGUUAUUAUGAAUUAUUGUAAUACGUUCGUAUUAAAUGUUAUAUCAUAAGUUUUUAUUAUAUAUAACGAAAAUAUGUAUUUUUAAAACAGCUGUUUUUGCUUGAAUAUCGAAAAUUAUUUUCAUGUGAUGUUGAUGCAACUUAUAUUAUUUCUAAUGCGUGAUAAGUCUAGCCGCGAUUUAACUAAUAGUUAUGUAAAAUGUAUGUAUAUACAUUUUAAAUAAAGAAAACAGAUAUUAGAGUGCAUAAUAACGUACAAAUAUAUCGAUGAAACUAAUUACAUAAUCGCAGUGUAUUUCACCUGAGAAAUGAAAUAUAAUGACACUCAAGUGUCUUCCACUAUAUCAUAUUUCGUUAUUCUGAUGGGAAGUUAUCCAUAAAUUUAACAUGCACCUCAUGUUCUGAAAUUACUCUUUUUAUCUCUGAGUCAUAGUUCCGUAGAUGACCUGGUUUUUUUAGGAUACGUACGGCAUUUCCUUAUACACCCAAAUGAAUCAUCGUGCAAAUCCCAGUUACGACAAAUCACUUUUCUCUUUGGUCUUUUUGGCCAUUGACCAAUAUUUUCUCCAUUGUAACAAGUUUUUCUAUGUAAUAAAUUACGGUAGCGGUAAUUCACACACACCACACAAUGUCAAUUGUAAUGUAAAUACUUCUUCAAAUUAUCCUAUAGGGUUUUCUUACCCCCAAAAUCUCCAAAUCUGCUCAUUUACCAUCAGAAAAUGUUUUCAUUAUGAUAACAUGCUGUUCCAUUGUGAAUGGCUCAACCCGUACAUGAACAAUCAUAUGACGACCCUGAGCGUUUCCGUGCUACGUGAUACUACUAAAUAUUAAAUUGUAUGUUAUCUUGUUCUUGUUAAACACAUUAACGUUAACGGGCAUUACAAAAGUUGCUCCUUAUUAUAUGAUUAUUAUAGGAUUUUGGAUACAAACGUUAGACGUUUUAACUUUUAAAAUAUAACAAUAAAUUAACGUUCUAGUUUGAUACGUAAACAAUUGGCUUAUAAAUUAUUUGAUAUAUUGAAAAUAUUAUUAUUUUCAUUGAUACAUUAAAAAUAUGUCAAUGAUUUCGUAGAUAUAUAUUUAAUUUAAGUAGGCUCUUGCAAACAAAUUUGAGUGGUCAUUCUAUAAGAGCAAUUUAAAAGGAAGCUAUUGUCGGUUCGGAAUGUAUCUUCUGCGAGAAAUAACCGUUAUACUAGAGUAACUCGGUAGUAACUCCUAAACUAUACAACUAAACGAUGAAUAAUUUCACUAUAUUUGGUUUUAUGGUCGGUUUCUAAAAGUCAACUAAUAGCUGAAUUAAAUGUAAUUAAUUUUUUGUAAUGCAAAUUAGGAAAUCUAGUAUAAUAAAAUAACAAUAAAAUAUUUAACUUUGGUUCCUGAUGUAUUUUUAACUUGUAACAUUUCUAUUACGUGAAAGUAAUUAUAAAUGCAUUGAUAAAUAUUUGCUUCUAAUCGUACAAUUUGAUGGACAGGUCAAGAAAGUUCUAGGAUUAUAUAACUUGACACAAUACAAACAACAUAAAUGUUGCGAACUGUGUUUGAUAUAUUACCUGACCUUAAUAUAUUAAUAUUAAUGGUAACAUUUAAAAAAACUAUACUCAAAUUACAAAUGAAACAAUUAGUCAAUAUAUUUACCUUAUUAUUAAAAGUAUAUUGACAUUCAAGGUCGAUAUUUGAAAUGAAUUGAGAAUUAAAGUGCCAUUGUCGGAAUUUAAAAGGUACUGGAAUAUUAUAGACUGGUAACAUUCGAAAGUCGUAUCUCAAUGUUGCCGCUUUUGUCUACUUCUUUCUUUACUGCUACUACUCCUCUCUUAUACGAUUUGGUGCAUACUGCGCCGAAAUCGCAUUUUAUGCGCGAAACCUCUCAAAGAAACUCAUGUUAUAGGUUUACUUACUUGCUGUCCUUUUUAAUACCAUAUGAGAAAUACUUUGAGUCCAGUCAAAUUAGUUCAGAAAUUGUGUACAACAAAAUCAGUACCAAUAAUUAAAUAUUGUUUGCAAAAACAAGCUGUAAGCAUUUUGUCCAUUAAAAAAGAAGAGAAGAAAUUAGUCUGAAGCCAAGCGAGCUAAGGAGAGACGUGGAAAUAACGAAAUCCUAUUGAGUAUGUUUGGUAUAACACUUCUUCGCCACUGAUCAUUUUAUAAGGCCUCAAAAAAGGUUAACUAAGCUAAGCUAACUUUUAAAAUAUUACAAGUUUAGAUCAUAUUUUUUUUUCGAAAGUCGGGUACAUUUGAGAUACCUUUCGAAAUUUAAGAGUUAAAACUUAAGUAGAAUAUUAGGGUGUGUAAACUUUAUAUUUGUUGUGUAUAAAAAUCUUGUCUAUCGCAAAAUAUUGAAUACUCCGUUACGCUGUUGAUGUAUUAAACAUUAUUACUUAGUUGUAUUUUAAUAAACUAUUUAAACUUG
Messenger RNA from Nymphalis io (European peacock), 6903 nucleotides. RefSeq names its product arf-GAP with coiled-coil, ANK repeat and PH domain-containing protein 2 (gene CenB1A). NCBI's taxonomy places the organism in Eukaryota, Metazoa, Arthropoda, Insecta, Lepidoptera, Nymphalidae. The transcript has 20 exons. Bases 132 to 2537 code for a protein of 801 amino acids. Gene Ontology annotation, cellular component: cytoplasm. The record is from RefSeq and is a predicted model, not a curated record. Gene Ontology annotation, molecular function: GTPase activator activity; protein binding.